GAGCAAUCACAGCCGCCCCGACCUUGGCUUCCUCUGCUGGGUGGGAUUGGGGGCUGGGCCCCCAAACAGGCCCUGGCUUCCCCCUUCCUCCGGGCAGGGGAGAGAGAGGCGCAGGCCCAGGGAGCAGGGACUGACUUCCUCUUGUCCGGGAAUGAGCAUGCCUGCCCUUUGCAGGCAGGUUUGGGUUUCUCACGCAGAGGAAACCAAAAGCAGUGAGAGGGAGGGAAGGCAGAGCGACCAAUCAAGGGCAGGGUGAGGCUCGAAACCCGCGGGCUCCCCGGGGAGCCAGACGGAGGCUGGGGGUGAUGGCGGAGCUGCAGCAGCUGCAGGAGUUUGACAUCCCCACAGGCCGGGAGGCUCUGCGGGGCAACCACAGCGCCCUGCUGCGGGUCGCAAACUACUGCGAGGACAACUAUGUGCAGGCCACAGAUAAACGGAAGGCGAUGGAGGAGACCAUGGCUUUCACCACCCAGGCCCUGGCUAGUGUGGCCUACCAGGUGGGCAACCUGGCCGGGCACACUCUGCGCAUGCUGGACCUUCAGGGAGCUGCCUUGCGGCAGGUGGAAGCCCGUGUAAGCACUCUGGACCAGAUGGUGAACAUGCAUAUGGAGAAGGUGGCCCGGAGGGAGAUUGGAACCUUGGCCACUGUGCAGCGGCUGCCCCCCGGCCAGAAGGUCAUCGCCCCCGAGAGCCUGCCCCCACUCACGCCCUACUACAGGAGACCCCUCAACUUUGGCUGCCUGGAUGACAUUGGCCAUGGGAUUAAGGACCUGAGCACGCAGCUGUCGCGAACUGGGACCCUGUCUCGAAAGAGCAUCAAGGCGCCUGCCACACCCGUCUCUGCCACGCUGGGGAGAACCCCCCGGAUCCCCGAGCCGGUGCAGCUCCCCAUGGUGCCCGAUGGCAAGCUCUCUGCAGCCUCAUCCGCCUCUUCCCUGGCCUCGGCCGGCAGCGCAGAAGGUGUCGGUGGGGCCUCCACGUCCAAGGGGCAGGCAGCACCUCCACCCCCACCUCUCCCCGCCUCCACGACCCCACCCCCUCCACCGGCUGCGGACCAGAUCUUCCUGCUGCCCCCUCCGCUGGAGGAGCUGUCCCCGCCCCCGCCGGGCCUGGAGCUGCCCCUGCCCCUGGACCUGCCCCCUCCUCUGCCCCUGGAUGGAGAUGAAUUGGGACUGCCGCCUCCACCCCCACCAGGCUUUGAGCCAGAUGAGCCCAGCUGGGUCCCUGCCACAUACUUGGAGAAAGUGGUGACACUGUACCCAUACACUCGCCAGAAGGACAACGAACUCUCCUUCUCUGAGGGCACUGUAAUCUGCGUAACCCGACGCUACUCCGACGGCUGGUGUGAGGGCGUCAGCUCAGAGGGUUCUGGAUUCUUCCCGGGAAACUAUGUGGAGCCCAGCUGCUGACUGCCUGGGGAUCAGCUGACCAAGGCUCUGCUGGCGUGGGCCUCUUGAGCCCCAGGCCAAGCCAGCACCACUCACGGCUGGACUAGGUCUGCCCACCUCUUGGGCUGUGAGCUGUUUCCUCAUCGUGGAGGUGAGGAGUCUCAGGGAGAGAGAGGAGGUGCCCAGAGACCUGCUGCAAAGGGGAAAGCACUUAAGGCCAAGAAGUUCAUGCACAGAGCAUCCCUACCCCAUGCAGGGUGGGGUCUCCAGCUGCAAGUGCCAACUUUGAAUAAAACCAAUGACCUCUCAA
Molecule: messenger RNA, 1698 nt
Organism: Microcebus murinus (gray mouse lemur)
Lineage: Eukaryota; Metazoa; Chordata; Mammalia; Primates; Cheirogaleidae
Gene: ABI3
Product: ABI family member 3
Biological process (GO): neuron migration; regulation of cell migration
Cellular component (GO): SCAR complex; actin-based cell projection; lamellipodium
Molecular function (GO): signaling adaptor activity; SH3 domain binding
Source: RefSeq, a predicted model, not a curated record